Messenger RNA from Triplophysa rosa, 4812 nucleotides. It is a transcript of the gene rap1gapb, whose product is annotated as RAP1 GTPase activating protein b. The transcript is spliced from 22 exons. The record is from RefSeq and is a predicted model, not a curated record. Gene Ontology annotation, molecular function: GTPase activator activity. Gene Ontology annotation, cellular component: cytoplasm. Gene Ontology annotation, biological process: regulation of small GTPase mediated signal transduction; activation of GTPase activity. NCBI's taxonomy places the organism in Eukaryota, Metazoa, Chordata, Actinopteri, Cypriniformes, Nemacheilidae. Bases 748 to 2811 code for a protein of 687 amino acids.
UAACAUUGUGAUGUAACGGCAAUAUAGGAUGUUUAAGUUGGGAAACGAUUAGAGGAAGAUGUUUGGAAACUUUUACUACUUUGUCCUGAAUGAAUAUGGGAAGUAUUGCAGCAUGUCAGAAUUCAGAUGUCCAAUGGACAGGCACAAAAUGUCUUAGUUAAAAUAAAAAAAAUGCCAAAAAAAUAUUUUGACAAAGCGAAGAGAUAUACGUUUUUAAUCCACAGUGAUAUAAAAACAAACGCGUGUGUUUGAUAAUUCUGCCUAUCGGCAGUUAUAAAGAUGCUUUUGGUUUCUAGUUCUUGUUUUUAAUAAUGUUUGUUGUAUUUGAAACUGGAGAUGUUGUAAUUCACCAGACUCGUUGCUUUAGAAUUCAGAAAACCGUCCCCUUUAGUUCGUGUUGCGUUUUUAUUCCACUUUGGCUUAUUCUGUACCGUGGGUUCAUCAAUAUGACAUCGCAGCUGUAAGCAGACAGGUCACAUUCUUCACAGCUGCUCCGUCCCCGCGGUUAAUGGCGCUGUUUCACACCGCUCACGUUCAGUUGAGAUGAACGUCGGGAGAGAGGAAGGACAUCUGAAUCUGACGGCUAUUGAUUUUUGGAACGUAGGCGAAAGGCACCUUCUCCAUUACUGAAGCGACACAUUCAUUAAGAGAGAAAAGGUUCAGUCUGUUUCGCACGCUGUCAGAUGUAAGCAGGUGUAGAUUACCUGGAGGAAACUUUGUUAGCGCUGCCAUUCGUCUCAGCGGCAGAUGCUUGGACGACACCCAGGUGUCAUACGCCAUUUCAAAUCUGAUAUCAUCUCUCUCUCUCUCUAUUCCCCCGAUUCUCAGACAUCAGAUAUAUUUGCAAUGAUAGAGCGAAUUCAGAGUUGUAGAAUGGAUGAACAGAGAUGCAUCCUCCCACCCCCUCUCAAAACGGAAGAAGACUACAUCCCCUAUCCCAGCGUCCAUGAGGUGUUGGGACGAACCGGGCCUUUACCGCUGAUUCUGCUGCCCCAAUUUGGUGGUUACUGGAUUGAGGGGACCAAUCACGAUUUAGGCUCCUCCUCUGCUCCGGAAGAACCGCCCCCGUGUCCUACAUCGCAGUGUACACUGGAGACAAACAGCAUAGCCAAGAUCUACAGGAAGGACUUUUUGGGAAAGGAGCACUUCAAUUAUUACUCGGUGGACAGCGUCUUGGGCCACCUGGUCUUCUCUGUCAAAUAUGAUGUGAUUGGAGACCAGGAGCAUCUUCGACUGUUGCUCAGGUCAAAGUUUAAAACCCACCAUGAUGUGAUACCCAUUUCAUGUCUGACCGAGUUCCCCAAUGUGAUCCAGAUGGCAAAGCUUAUCUGUGAAGAGGUGAAUGUGGACAGAUUUUACCCCGUCUUAUACCCAAAGGCGUCUAGACUCAUCGUGACCUUUGAUGAGCAUGUCAUCAGUAACAAUUUCAAGUUUGGAGUCGUUUACCAGAAAUUUGCCCAGUCUACAGAGGAGGAAUUAUUUGAGAACAGUGAGGAAAGUCCGGCCUUUGUUGAGUUUUUAGAGUUCUUAGGAGAGAAGAUUGAACUUCAUGACUUCAAAGGUUUUCGUGGUGGUCUGGAUGUGACACACGGCCAAACGGGAACCGAAUCGGUCUACUGCAACUUCCACAACAUAGAGAUCAUGUUCCACGUGUCCACUAAACUGCCGUACACGGAAGGAGAUCCUCAGCAGCUCCAGCGGAAAAGGCACAUAGGAAAUGACAUCGUGGCUAUAGUUUUUCAAGAGGAAAACACACCGUUUGUACCAGAUAUGAUCGCGUCCAACUUUCUGCACGCUUACGUGGUGGUUCAAGUGGAGAACGCCUGCACGGAUAAUGUCCUGUAUAAGGUGUCUGUGACAGCGAGAGAUGAUGUGCCUUUCUUUGGACCAACUCUCCCAGAGCCUGCCAUCUUUAGAAAGACUCCUGAGUUUCACGAGUUCCUCUUGACCAAACUGAUCAAUGCUGAAUAUUCCUGCUACAAAGCUGAAAAGUUUGCCAAGUUGGAGGAGAGAACCCGUUCUGCUCUUAUGGAGACUUUAUAUGAGGAGCUUCAUGUUAACAGUCAGUCUAUGAUGGGUCUGUGUGGAGAUGAUGAUAAACUGGAGAAUGGAGGAGGAGGCGGAGGAGGAUUCUUCGAAACUUUUAAGCGCGUGAUCCGCAGUAGAAGUCAGUCGAUGGAUGCGAUGGGCCUCAGUAACAAGAAGCCACACACUGUCUCCACAAGCCACAGCGGGAGUUUUACACACAACCCUCCAGAAACCCCCAAAACAGCCGGCAUUUCUUUGAUCAUUCCUGGAAAAAGCCCAACCCGGAAGAAAUCUGGCCCGUUCACCUCCAGGAGGAGCAGCGCGAUUGGGAUCGAGAACAUACAGGAGGUUCAGGAGAGAAGCAGAGAGGUGUCUCCCAUUCCACAGAGAUCUGACUGCAGCUUCACUCAAGAACUCCGAUUAGACACCUCCUCCAAUCACAGCUCACCCGAGAUGCCCACCACCAAGUUCGGUUCUGCACUGUGCUGCCGAGCUCCUUCCAUCCCCGAGUCUCAGGACCUCUCUCGCUCCUCGUCCAACGCCAGCAGCUUCACCAGCGUGGUGGAGGAGAACGAGCACCAACUUGAAGCGGCGGAAGAGUACGACACCGGACCGGAGAGCCUGUCGUCGGCCGGGACGCCGCAUAAGCGAGAUUCAUUUCCGUACAGCGCUGUGUGGCUGGAGGACAGCUCCGCUCCUACAAACCAGAGCAGCUCACAUGGUCCCCAUCGACAGCAGUCUGAACCCCGUCCCAAAACAGAGAGACAACACUCGAAUUGCUAGCCGUCCAGCAGGCGUUAGAUGACUUUACUGAUGUCCAUCAGCAGCGUUUUCAUAAGCAGGCCUCCUGCAGCGGAAACUCGGUGCGCUCACGGGAGUUCUUAUAGACACUGAAUGCGGAGUUGUUCGAGCCGGGCAGGUGUGGAUCAGAAUAUCAGCACACUAUUAAGGGCACAACCCUUUAUUCUCUAUCAUAUGGCUGUCGGCCUAUAGGCCACAUGACAAACCUGCCGAACACGACUGUCAGACAUCCACGACAAUAGUUCACAGUAGAGAAGAUCUCUGUCUGCUGUCACUUCUGGAAAACAUCAAUGCUUUUAUCAUCAACUUCUUCCUUUCUCUGGCCCUCAUUCUGUUUACUGUCAUUUUUUAUUCUUUCUAUUUAUUUAUUUAUUGAAGUUCUCUGUGGGAGUAGAUCUUUUGGGGACAUCUGUAUCUCUCGAAAUGUUAAGGUUGGUCCUAAACCCAUCACCCUUGUGAACUCCUUCUCAACCUGACCGUGUCGUUUUGUUUCCGAAAUUGUUUUUGUUGCCUUUUGUGUUGUUCUCUGUCUGUGAUGAAUAAUGAUGUCGUUAUUGAUAAAUGUUAAAUGUGGUCUGUAGCCGAUGAUCUUUCUGGUGAUUUCAAACCCCAUCCGGACACAAAGCUCACAAAGCUUUAGCUAUUAGCAUACACGACAAAAUGAAUAGAUCAGGAGUGAGAUGACGGAUCCUCUUAAAUAUUAUUAAUUGUGUUGCAAGAGUAGCCGUUAUGUUCUUUCUGAUGGAGAUAUUUUGUACGACCAAACAUACACUAAUGUAAAGGCUCUUUAGUGCUCUUCAAAGAUAAAAACCCGAGUGCGCUGUGCGGAUUACUGACAAAUGAAGCUUAUUCAAAAGUGUCGUGAAAGUUUGUGACAGUGAGCAAUAUGAAUGUAAAACUGUUGAAUUGCACACAUGUAUACUGGGUUCCCACAGCAUUUCAACAAGGAAUUUUGUUAAUAACAUUGCGGUUAUUGAGAUUGCUGGACUGAAUUAACCAUUUGGAUUUUCGAUACAAUAUUCAAUAUAGUACGUUUUUGACUUGUAAGAUGUUUAGUUACAAUUCCUUUUCCAGACCUGGAUAUCACACAUUUAAAGGGAUAGUUCACCCAAAAAUGAUAUUCCUGUCAUCAUUUACUCACUCUCAGAUUGUUCCAAACCUGUAUACAUUUCUUAGUUCUGCUAAACACGAGGAAAGAUAUUUGGAAGCAUGUCAGUAGCCAAACAGAUCUCAUCAUUCAUUGCCUCCCAUAGUAUUUAUUUUCCCUACUUUGGCUUCUGUUUGGUUACUGACAUUCUUCCAAAUAUCUUCCAAAGAAAUGUAUACAGAUUUGGAGCGCGAGUAAAUUAUGACAGAAUUUUCAUUUUGGGGUGAACUAUCCCUUUAAGCUUUGCGUGACUGUGGGAACCCUGCACACAUUUGAUAUCAUAUCUUGCUCUCUUACUUUACACGUUCACAUUUUGAAUAAAUCUCUUUUUUUGUCAUAUAAAAACUGCUUAUUUCAGAUCACGUCAUCUUUUUAAAGCUAUUACGAUUUAUUUUUUACACAGUACUCUUAGUUUCAAGACUUUCAUGUUCAAUAAUGCUUGUGUCAAAAAUGACGGUACGGUGUUUGUUCCAAAAAGAAUUAAACUGGAUUUUUAAACUGGAAAUUCUGCCUCAAAACCAGUGAUUUUAAAUGUUCUGCAGAAGUGAACACUUGUAAAACGAAAAAGAAUUAAGUGUGGCUAAAUACCAUCCUCUCAUCGGGAUGUGCUCGUGCCCUCUUAUCCUUUUCACUUGUAAUUACUGCGAUUGCACGCACGACACGCAUUUAAGCACAAACUCAUUUCAAGCCGUCUGCUUACUGCUGGUGAUUGUGUUCUUUUACAACAAGUGCUUACUGUACUUUAAGAAAUGUUUCCCUGUAUAUACAACAUGUUCUUCUUUUUGUAAUCCAAAAGUGAUCAAUGAUGUUUAAUAAAGAUCAGAGGGUUAGUGGAA